UGUUAGUUAUGACCAAGAAAAGACGAGGGAGAGAGAAGCGGGGCGAAGAGGGGAAGGGAGAUGGGGGAGAGCCCGAGCUCGUUCGAGACUCUAAGGAAGUGGGUCGUCGAGCACAAGCUUCGGACCGUGGGGUGCCUCUGGCUCAGCGGCAUUGGGAGCUCGAUCGCGUACAACUGGUCGCAGUCUAAUAUGAAGCCCAGCGUCAAGAUCAUCCACGCCAGGUUGCACGCUCAGGCUCUAACAUUGGCGGCUUUAGCUGGAGCUGCAGUGGUUGAGUAUUAUGAUCAGUAUCAAUCCAAAUCAGGAGGACCAAAAGCGAAUUAAAAUGCUGGCGAAUUCC
Musa acuminata subsp. malaccensis (wild Malaysian banana) is the source of this 340-nucleotide messenger RNA. RefSeq lists its product as uncharacterized. Gene Ontology annotation, cellular component: mitochondrial inner membrane. Gene Ontology annotation, biological process: mitochondrial respiratory chain complex IV assembly. The record is from RefSeq and is a predicted model, not a curated record. Lineage: Eukaryota; Viridiplantae; Streptophyta; Magnoliopsida; Zingiberales; Musaceae.